Lodderomyces theae is the source of this 342-nucleotide messenger RNA. RefSeq lists its product as uncharacterized. The transcript has a single exon. NCBI's taxonomy places the organism in Eukaryota, Fungi, Ascomycota, Pichiomycetes, Serinales, Debaryomycetaceae. Bases 1 to 342 code for a protein of 113 amino acids. The record is from RefSeq and is a predicted model, not a curated record.
AUGCUUAGAAGUCUUUUUAGACAAAUGUCGACAUCACCAGCCACAUCCACGAUGGGUCCCAUAGAGACAUCCAUUCUGUCGAAAUUACAGUCCACCUUCCAUCCCACAUUUCUUGAGAUUAGAAACGAUUCUCACAAACAUGCCAAACACGCUGGGAUGCAAGGCGCGUCCAAUAGAACCGAAUCCCAUUUCUACAUCAAGAUGCAAAGUGAAGAGUUCAAUGGCAAGAAUUUACCUACUAGACACCGAUUGGUGUACAAUUUGCUAGACGAUGAAAUCAGUAAACAGGGUGUCCAUGCGUUACAAAUGAAGUUGAAAGGGACAAACGAAAGUAUACAGUGA